GCCAAGGAAGGAAAGAAGGGCGCGAGCCUCGCCUGCGCCCGCGCCCGGCCCAUCCCGGCCAUGGAGCCCGCCAAGCCGGUCUUCCCCGAGCUGCCGCAGUCCAAAGAGGACUCCGAGGAUUGGACAUAUCCAAUGAGAAGAGAGAUGCAGGAAAUUUUACCUGGGUUGUUCUUAGGCCCAUAUUCUUCAGCUAUGAAAAGCAAGCUACCUAUACUUCAGAAACAUGGAAUCACCCAUGUAAUAUGCAUACGGCAAAAUAUUGAAGCAAACUUUAUUAAACCAAACUUCCAGCAGUCAUUUAGGUAUUUAGUCUUGGAUAUUGCAGAUAAUCCCAUUGAAAAUAUAAUACGGUUUUUCCCGAUGACGAAGGAGUUUAUUGAUGGGAGUUUACAAAAUGGAGGAAAAGUUCUUGUCCAUGGGAACGCAGGGAUUUCUAGAAGUGCUGCCUUAGUUAUUGCAUAUAUUAUGGAAACAUUUGGAGUGAAGUACAGGGAUGCGUUUACGUAUGUACAAGAAAGAAGGUUUUGUAUUAAUCCCAAUGCUGGAUUUGUUCAUCAACUUCAGGAAUAUGAAGCCAUCUAUCUAGCAAAGUUAACUAUUCAGAUGAUGUCACCUCGGCAGCUGGAACGAUCGCUGUCUGUUACUACAGGAAGUCUGAAACGAACACAUGAAGAGGAUGAAGAAAUCAGCAAUAUGCAAGCAGCAGCUCAGAACGGUUGACACUAAGAGCGCCCUGGACUUGUUUCUCAUGGCAGCUGCUAAUCACAGCAAGAUGAACAACCGGAUUGAUUUUUUAAAAAUGGAAGAAUCCAACUUUCUUAUGCAAACCUGCCCUCCAGGAGUACACCAGGCAACCUUUUUAGGGUAUUGGAUUCCUCAGCUGACUAGAUGGCACUGAUUGUUUUACUCGGGGGUUUUUUUUUGGUUUUGUUUUUUACACUUUAUAGUUUUACCCUAAACCAAGACUUUGGACUUGCAAAGAGGUAUUAUUGCAAUAAUGCACUUUUCAUACUUGAAAUUUCUUUAUUUGUAUUGAUAAAGUUAUUACUUAAGCAAAGUACGAGUUGGGGGGAUGAUUUGUUUAUAAAGUUUUGUGUAAUUUAUAACAAGAGUCUUUAGUAAAAAAAAGAAAAAAACAAACAACUGCAUAAAACUCACUGUGGGUUGUAUUUGUUUAAUUUUCCAAGUUUAGGCUUCAGGCAGAAGCAAACAAGUCUUAGCAGCUCUCAAAACGUAUUGCUGUGACCAUCAUGAAGUAAAAACAGUGGGUUCAGUGUCGUGGAAGUAUUAUAAUAGAAAACUCAGAUUUUCUUUCAAAUAAAGUGGUUGUUCU
This is a messenger RNA of Elgaria multicarinata webbii, 1333 nucleotides long. RefSeq names its product serine/threonine/tyrosine interacting protein (gene STYX). NCBI's taxonomy places the organism in Eukaryota, Metazoa, Chordata, Lepidosauria, Squamata, Anguidae. Gene Ontology annotation, biological process: negative regulation of protein binding; negative regulation of SCF-dependent proteasomal ubiquitin-dependent catabolic process; protein dephosphorylation. The record is from RefSeq and is a predicted model, not a curated record. The transcript has 11 exons. Gene Ontology annotation, molecular function: F-box domain binding; protein tyrosine/serine/threonine phosphatase activity. Gene Ontology annotation, cellular component: cytoplasm; nucleoplasm. The coding region runs from base 61 to 720 and encodes 219 amino acids.